Molecule: messenger RNA, 1554 nt
Organism: Ananas comosus (pineapple)
Lineage: Eukaryota; Viridiplantae; Streptophyta; Magnoliopsida; Poales; Bromeliaceae
Exons: 4
Coding region: 1-1443 (480 amino acids)
Source: RefSeq, a predicted model, not a curated record
AUGGGGCCGGGGGGGAGGAAUGCUGCGGUCACGGGGAUCGCUGUGAGGAGAUCAAGAUCGGGCUGCGCGCGGCGUGCGGGCUGCCGUUCAAGGGCGGGACGCCGGGUGCAGAAGCUGCUGUCACGGCGCCUCAAGCGCGGCCGCACACCUCCAUGCGACUGCGCGUCCGCCCGCGGCCUUCGAGCCGCAUCCGUCUGCGCCGAGCUGCAGGCCUGCAUCGUCCCCCACGACCCCGCCGCCAAGCGCCGCUACGUCCUCCGCUCCAUCCACGACCCCAACUACGCCGUCCGCUUCGCCGACCGCUCCGAGACCGACUGCAUCGCCUUGCAGGGGUCGAGGAGCUCGCAGGUGGCGUGCGCGCUGAGCCGGGCGCAGCUGCAGGACGGGUACGUGGCGUACCCGUGGGAGAGGAAGAUGAGGGAGGCGCUGCAGACGGCGGCGCGGCCGAGCUCCAGCAGGUUCCUCUCGGCGCUCAUCCUCCCCCGGGCGCUCGACCCCGCCGCCUCGCGCUACAGCUCCCUCGACGACACCCUCGCCCGCGCCGACGCCUGGCUCCGCUCUGCCCAGGCCUCCGGCGUCCCCAUCGUCUUCACCAACGUCCAAACCGAAGCCCUCCUGACCAAGAUAUCAGGGGAGACGGCCUCCGCGACGGUAAACUCGGGAUCGUUGGCCGACCUCUCCAACCUCGCGAAUGCCAGCCUGUACGGCUUCGAGGACUACCACGGCGUCGACAUCGGAGUCGUGAAGGCCGUUCGGCUCUGGUACGCCCCUGCCGCCGGAGAACUGGCGGUGGAGAUUAGGCUUCGGAGCGGCGACACAAAGCUGGGCUUCGCCAUCGGCCGCACCGAAGAGGGUUUUAUCUACAUAUCUUCUGUGACCGAUGAUGACGGCCAAGACGGCGGCGAGGUCCCCUCAAUGCGAUCGGGGCUCAGAGAUCGCUACAACGAAGCGAGGCGCGCGUCGAAGCUCCUCGUGAUUUCGCGGGUGUCUGGCGAGAAGGUGCUCCCCUGGAUGGUAUCGUCGUCGGGAGCCGUCCGCUGCUUCGACACCAUCUCCCUCAGCCAGAAGCUCUCAUUGCACCGCCACGCCCUGUGCCCCAUCCUCCUCCACCUGCUCGCGUGGGAAAAGCCCGUCGUCAGCAGGGUGGUGGCACGGGCCCUGUCGGUGCAGCCGCCGCCGUCGGAGCUACCACUGAGCUUAGUCCCCACACCUGCUGCUGCCGAGUCUCAGCUAGGGUUGUUAGACACCGCAGCGUGGGAAAAGCCCGUCGUCAGCAGGGUGGUGGCACGUGCCCUGUCGGUGCAGCCGCCGCUGUCAGAGCUGCCACUGAGCUUAGUCCCCACACCUGCUGCUGCCGAGUCUCAGCUAGAGUUGUUAGACACCGCAGGGAACGUGUCCUUCAGAUUUCAUGAUAACUCCCCGCCAAAUAGUAGCUGGGUCUAAAGGAACAGGGACUUUUCUGUAGUUGUACAUUUUCAAUGUACAUGUGUGUUAAAGCGAGCUUCUGUUUUUAAUACCUAGCUUAAUUUAAUUACUCCUUGUUUUUUAUGUUUA